Elephantulus edwardii (Cape elephant shrew) is the source of this 943-nucleotide messenger RNA. RefSeq names its product helix-loop-helix protein 2-like. The transcript is spliced from 2 exons. Bases 536 to 943 code for a protein of 135 amino acids. Gene Ontology annotation, biological process: regulation of transcription by RNA polymerase II. Gene Ontology annotation, molecular function: RNA polymerase II cis-regulatory region sequence-specific DNA binding; protein dimerization activity; DNA-binding transcription factor activity, RNA polymerase II-specific. Lineage: Eukaryota; Metazoa; Chordata; Mammalia; Macroscelidea; Macroscelididae. The record is from RefSeq and is a predicted model, not a curated record.
ACUUCUGAGCAAGAUCUCAUCUCCGCUCAGCACUUCCCAGUUCCUCUCAGCGUUAUUAAGGGAAGGAAAGGAAUCCAACAGGAGCCGAAUCUUAUCUGUACCAUCUUUCUUAUUGAUUCUUCCGCUUGUAGAAAGUGGAGGCAUCAGCCCUUUGAUGUGAUGGUGUUUAUCUCUGCAUCUCUUUUGUUAUUUGUAGAGACUCAGAAGAGGAAAAAAGGCACGAGACUUGCCAAAACACCGCUUUUUUUAAAAAUCAACAACGAAUUUCUCAAAAUGUUCGAAAACCAUUAAAAGGAAAAAGGCAUUUUUUUAAUCUAUCAACUAAGUGAAUAAUCACGCAUACUAUCCACCUCCAGAGAUACUAGCAUCCCUCGCUUUGGACCGAGAGCGAUGACAGCUGCUUUUUCAUUGUUGAAUGUAAUAAAUAUUUGUUGCUUUUAAUAUUUCCCGGAAUUUCUCCCCUGAUAUUCCUUGGGAUUUUAACUCUAAAAGAUUGGAGAAAAGAUUAUCAAAAAGGCUUGUACAAGCCUCCAAAAUGAUGCUGAGUCCAGACCAAGCCGCCGACUCGGAUCAUCCCAGCUCGGCGCACUCGGAUCCGGAGUCGCUGGGUGGGGCGGACGCCAAAGUGCUGGGCAGCGUGUCGGACCUGGAGCCGGUGGAGGAGGCCGAAGGCGAUGGCAAGGGCGGCAGCCGGGCCGCACUCUAUCCGCACCCGCAACAGCUGAGCCGCGAGGAGAAGCGCCGGCGCCGGCGCGCCACGGCCAAGUACCGCUCGGCGCACGCCACCCGCGAGCGCAUCCGCGUGGAGGCCUUCAACUUGGCCUUCGCAGAGCUCCGCAAACUCCUGCCCACGCUGCCCCCGGACAAGAAGCUCUCCAAGAUCGAGAUCCUGCGCCUGGCCAUCUGCUACAUCUCCUAUCUCAACCACGUCCUGGACGUGUAG